Messenger RNA from Linepithema humile (Argentine ant), 353 nucleotides. It is a transcript of the gene Sfp53D, whose product is annotated as Seminal fluid protein 53D. Lineage: Eukaryota; Metazoa; Arthropoda; Insecta; Hymenoptera; Formicidae. The record is from RefSeq and is a predicted model, not a curated record.
AUAUCCAUCAGAUCAGCCUGAGUUGCCGAAGUGUAAAAUACAAUUUCAAAACUACAAACAUGGCCCGUGCUAUAAUUCUCCUCCUUCUCAUCGUAGCUGUCAGCAAUAUUAGUGCUGUGCCAACCUGUGGUGAAAAUGAAAUAUACAACACUUGUGGUUCAUCGUGUCCACUCACAUGUCAACAACCAACUCCUUCCGUCUGUACGCUGGCAUGUAUUCGCGGAUGUGAUUGCGUGGAGGGAUUUGUGAGAAAUGCGCAAAGCAAAUGCGUACUUGUGCAAAAUUGUUGAUUACUAAGCAAGCAUGAUUUUUAACAAAAUAAAUAAUCAAAUGAAUGUAAAAUGACAUGGAAA